UCAAAAUGAAAUGUAUACAUUAAAUAUGUCAAAAUUUCAAAAAAGCUAUGAAAUAAGGAAAUUCUAAAUGUUCUAUUUACAUCCGUUGGAAACAAUUAAAAAAUGGAACAAGUCCGCCUCUUAGUUCAGCAACAAGGCCGCGAAGCAAGAAACUUGUUGGCAUUCAAUAUUUCUGCUGGAAAUGACACUUUCCAAAAUAAAUUAGUCAGCAAACCACCACAGAGUACUCCCAAAUCUCUAGAACAGGCUAGUUUGAAAUCAAGUCACUUCAAUCGUGGUAGGACUCGUUUAAGAUCAGCUUCAACUGGAAGAGAUAAACGAUCAGAUAUCAGGGCUCGAUAUUGGUCUCUUUUAUUUGGCAACUUGCAGAGAUCUAUAGCGGAAAUUUACAACACUGUUGAGACCCAUGAGAGUUUAACAGAAUGUCAAGAAGUUUUAUUGGUGCUUGAGAAUUACUUGAGAGAUUUCAAUUCUUUGGCAGAAUGGUUUCGCUUGAAGUGGAGCUAUGAAAAUACACCAGCUUAUCAAAGACCCACAUCUGUUACAUGGGAUAUCUGUAAAACAAAUUUAAGUAAAACUUCAAGCAACCGUUCUGGAAAAUCUAGUCCUAAUCUUGGUUCUGGAAGAAACAGUCCUUCUAUAACAGGAAAAGUUAGUCCUAGAAUACUUCCAGCUAGGGUAUGUUCAGCACCUACUAGCCCUUUGCCUAUUGAACAACCUAUUAUAGAAGGACAAGUUAUAGAUAUUAAUAAUACUGUGUUGACUGAAGAAUAUACUUCUAUACAAAAAUCUGAAGUGGAAAGUGAAAUAACUGAAGAAUUUGCUGAUAAAAAUGAUCAAUCACUGAAUAAUAAUGUUAGUUCUAGAAUUCUUCCCCCUAGGGUAUGUUCUGCACCUACCAGUCCUUUGCCUAUUGAACAACCUAUUAUAGAAGGAAAACUUAUAGAUACUAAUAAUACUGUGCCGACUGAAGAAGAUACUUCUAUACAAACUUCUAAUAUAGAGAAUCAUAUUAUAACUGAAGAAGUUUGUUAUGAAAACAAUGAAUCAAUGAAUGAAAAUGAUGAAAGUACCUCAGUAAAUCAUCAUGUGGCCUCAAAUAAUCAGAAUAAUUCAGAUGAAAUAUCAGUGUGUUCAAAUGAAAAGCAGUGUACUGAAGAAGUGGAAUCCAAUGGUAUUUCAACACAAGAUAAUGAGGAUUCAAGCAAAUUGAAGCUUUCUAAUUUGAAAGCUGAAGCCAAAAAAAAUUUAGAUUCUCCCAGUGAAGAUCAUCAAACCUAUGAUAUUUUUAGAAAAGUUGGAGUUGAAAGUGCAGAGAAGUGGACAAGUACAGAUGAUGAUUUUCCAAAACUUAUUUUGAAACGUCGUGUAGUGAAAGUAAAUCAGGAAUGCCAAACUGAUGAUUCAGAUAAGAAAAUUAGUCCUAAGACCACUCAAACUGAAAAUGCUGAUAAAAAAGUUGUGAAAACCAACAGACCCGAUAUUGUGAGGAAUAAUAAACCAAGCAACCCUAGGUUAGCCUAUUCAACAGCUUUAACAAAAAGUGCUUCAGCUAAAAUAGUUUCUAAUCAAAAGCCAAAAAUUGAAACUAAGUCCUCUACUUCUGCAUCUCCUAAACCUACUCGAAUUAUUAGACCUUCACUUAAUAACACCAAACUUUCCACUUCAAUUCCAUUGAGGAGUAAUUUUGCUAGAAGUAAAACUGUUGGUGAUAUGAAAGCGUCAAGCUCAUUCCAGAAAUCUAGGAUUUACAUCAGGAGUGAACCUUUGGUAUGUAGUAACAAAGCAAAUUCUACAAAAUCAACUCAAAAACCUACCACUCUCAUUGAAGGUAGUACCAAUUUGUCUACCGAACGAAAAGAUAAUUCUCUUGCAUCAAAUGAUUGCACAAGUUCUGUUGAAACUUUGGUGAAUCAAGGCAAGUCCAUUGAAAAUGUGAACAGUUCUUCAGAAACCCUGAAUAAUGAAAAUGUGAGGUCUGAUAAAGUAUCAGCUGAUGGUUGGUUGACUGUGAAAAGUAGAUCUAGGUUUAAGAAUUCCUCUGGCAAAAAACCCUCACACAACUGGUCCACAAGAUUUAAUCAAGUCAGUGCCACUGCUAGUCUACCAGCAUUGGCUCUGUUUCCAGAUUCUAGGGAAGGAGUAAAAUGUCAAAAAUCUAUCGACAAAGAUGUAAAAAACGACUUAAAUAGUUUGAAAUCGUUGAAACAUAUUUCAGAAAAGAAAAAAGGUUCAUUAGUUAGAUCUCAUACAACACUCAGUAAACUUCCAUCAAAAAAUGUUUUAAUGGAGAAGAAAAAUGAAGCCAAUCUGCAAAUUAAAAGCUCAAUUCAAAAACGGAAUAUCAAAGAAGUAGAAAAGAAAGGAAGUGACGGUGACUCUGAAACUGAUGAUGAAAAAUACAAGGAAUUAACUCAAGAAGAUCUUGCAACUGAAGAAGAGCAUCAGAAAAAAGCAAAACAGUUGUCUGAAGAAGAAGACAGACUAACAAAGGAAAUCGAAAAGUUGGAGGGUUUAGAAAUUGAAGUAGAUACAGAGACUGAUGGUACUGAAACAGAUGGAGAGCUUCAAUGUGAUAACGAUGAUGAGAAUGAAUCAACUAGAAGAGUUUCCGAUUGUGGAGAUAUGUCUUUAGAGGCUAGAUAUGAACCCAUGUUAGCAGAGAUGUCUUGGAGUGAUCGUAUAGAUACCCUAGCUGCUCUUGAAGCUUUGAAUGCCAGGUACCCAGGUCGUGCUCAUGAACUACACGAAAAGCUUUCCAACCCUUCUCGUAAAAGGAGCCUUCAAGAAACAUUGAGAAAGUAUCAGGCAAAACAAGCCCGAGCACAACAAAGAAGGCAAGACCUACAGCAAGAGAAAUCACAGAAAUUGCAGGCGCUCUGGGCUAGAGUGGAAGAUGUUAAAGCUGCAAAAUUACUGCUAAUUGACGAAAAGAGGAAGAGGAUGGAAUUGAAACUUCAAAAAGCAGCACAAAAUAGGAAGAAACACAUCAGAGGAAUCAUCAAGAAAGCACAUGACGAAGAAGAAAAAUUGAAGGAAAUUGCAUUCAUUAAUGAAUUAGAAGCUCAAAAUAAAAGGCAUGAUUUCCUUCAAUCUUGUCGUGAACAAAGAGGCAGGAUUCAAGGAAUUCAAGAAGAUAGAAGGAAAAGGCAAGAAGAAAAAGCAGCUAAAGAAGCAGCAGUCGAAGAGAGAAGAAAAGCCCUUGAGAGACAGAGAAAUGAAAGACUGAAUAGGUUGCAAGAUGAGAGAAGACAGAGAGAUAUGAGGAUUGGACAGCAACAGCAGCAGAGAGAGAGAGAAAGACAAGAAUUAGCAAGGGAGAAAGCCCGGGAUAGAGAAGAGAGAUUAUCUGCCUUACAUGCUCAACAGUUAGCAUCGACACAAGAGCUACAAAAACGGAUUGAACAAAAACAGGAAGACUCAAAGAGAAGACAUGAAGAAAAUAUGGAGCAGAUCAGACAAAAAGCUUUAGAAUUAUCUAUUCAUAGAUGUCAUGUUGAGGAUAACCAAGCUCCUAAUAUAACACCGUAUCCAACUCAGAAAUUGUGUACAGUUUGUAACGUCUUGAUCAAAUCGGAGGUUUAUCUCAUGAGCCAUUUGAGGGGCCGAAGUCAUCAGGAAGCAAUAAAAUUAGCAAAUUCAGGCAGUUCUACUUUCACCGCCAACGAACUUGAACAAUAUAACCUCAAACAGAUUGUUGAUGCACCAGCCGGUAAAGAAGAUCCCAUUGUUAUUGCUGCAAAGGAACGAGCCAAAGCCUAUCGAAAACGAUGCAAAAAAAUAAGACAAAGGAUGACUCUAAAAGGAGCAGAAUAUGAGUCGACACAUACGUUUGAAAAUGUGGAUUGUGCAAACAAAAGGAGUCUUCUUAGAAAUAUAACUACCCUAUGCAGCAUAAUAGGUCAAGCUAGCCAGGGGUUGUCACCUGCCAAUGUUGCUCAAUUGGACAGAAUAUUGAAUGAAAUCAAUAGGAUGGUCACCAAGGGGAACCAGAACGAUUAUUUGGUCUUCCAGUGUGGAGGAGGAUUUGGCGCACUGGCGAAAUUGUUAACAAUGGGUCAAGACACAAACACAACGAUUCCAUCCAAAACACUGACAAUAUGUUGCAAUUUGUGGCAAUUACUGUGCAAUGAGACGCCAGAAGGUAUCAAAAACUGCAAAUAUGUGAUUAUGAGCAACAAAAUAAUGCCUGCCAUAGAUCUCCUCAAUGUGAAGCUGCAGCUUUGGUUGGACGCACACGAUGUAUUCUAUCUACGACUGAAAAAAUGCGGAAAGAAUGUCGAGAACUAUGAAGAAUCCCUGCCCAGUGAGCCACUGUCGACGUCACUGAUGAAUUUGCUGGCCGUCAUUUUGAUAAAUGUUUCUAAGAAUGCUCCGGCGAAUAGGGUGCAAGAUGUAGUUAGUUUCGCGGUUUGCGUUGGUGUGGUUGAACAGUUAUCAAAAUGUUGCCUGGCAGUUAGAGGCCCAGUCCACGACGUUGCCCCUGCUUGUGCCUUCCUGCUAGCAACUCUCAAGUUCUUGGCAGCAUUAGCUCGUAAUUGUCCUGAGGAUUCAGACCCCACUCAUUUGGUGGGAGCUCUUCACGGCACCGAAUUGCUGGGCUGUGUAUCCAUGCUUUACGGGUCCUUACUACCCCCAGAUUCGAUGUCUAGAUGCGAAGGACAAGUUCCUCCAGUGAUACCCACCAUGUGUCUUAAACUUGCUCAUAUGACUUUCUACUUCCUGAAACGUAUUGCCGAAUUGGAUUUGAAGAAAUUUCAAGAAGUCUUGGGUGCCGAAGGUAUUUCACUGCAGUUCCGUCACAUUGCCAGUCACCUGAUUUGGAGUUGUGCAUCUACGAAUAUCAACGAUAACGAUGGAAAAGAAUCCGAAGAAGAUUUGAACCAAACUCUUCUACAUGAAGUUAUCGUUGUUACCGGAUAUUUCGCAGUGAACAACUACGACAACCAGAUGCUACUGGUGAGUGGGCAGCCGCCCACAGUAUUGCAGCAGUUAUGUUCUCUACCCUUCCCGUAUUUUUCGGUGGAAUCCCUAUCAGAAAUUCUCUUUCCCACCCUUCUGGCUUGUUGCGUGUCUAACCCUAACACUACUGUGAUACUUCAGCAGGAGCUUUCAUAUGAUAUAUUGGACGAGUACCGUAAGUCUGAAGCAGGCCAGGUGAAUCGACUAGUUAAACUUUUAGCUAAGGAAAAAUAAUUCCAUUUUGUAUGAUAUCGAUAUAUUUCGCAACUUUUCAGAAUUCAUUUAAGUUGUAUUUUACAUACCUUUCAUUCCGAUUGCUCGAAUAUUCAAAAAGUAAUAAAAUUCUUCCCAGUUUUUUAGACGUUGGACUUCUGAUUGCAACGUUGGUUUUUAUCGAACAUUUACGAUGAAUCAAGCUAAAAAUGUAUUCUACACGAUAAAGUUUUAUUUGCUUCGAUUACGUUGGAACUUUAUUGGAAUAUUUUCAGUUAUACGGUGAGUUUCAGGUACACAUAUUUUGGAUACCUAGCGGACAGGCUACUAUUCCGAAAGAAAUUUAUUUCGUUCAUUGAUCAGAUAUGCACUCGGAACGUAACAUUUAUUUUUUGACGUGCUUUGAAUAUUUUAAUCGUUCCGCUAUAAACCGAAGAUGGAAAAUUGCACAGAUUUUUUCGUAACUGCUUUCUUCAUCGACUAACAGUAGAUUUCUCUACUAAUUUUGUAAUGAAUGUAUUUGUGCUUUAAUUGUGAUCAUUUUUAGAUAUAAUACUAGUUUGUGAUUCAGUAAAAUCUAUUUUUUUUAUUGGAGAAAUUAAUCACUUGUGAAAUGUAUUUUUAUUGAUGCAAUAAAAUAUUGAGAAUUGGUA
Harmonia axyridis is the source of this 5828-nucleotide messenger RNA. RefSeq names its product S phase cyclin A-associated protein in the endoplasmic reticulum (gene ssp3). Bases 103 to 5196 code for a protein of 1697 amino acids. The record is from RefSeq and is a predicted model, not a curated record. NCBI's taxonomy places the organism in Eukaryota, Metazoa, Arthropoda, Insecta, Coleoptera, Coccinellidae. The transcript has 16 exons.